AUGCUGGUGCCACCGCCCAACUACGGGAUGGUGGAGGAGAACUUUUACCGGUCAGGCCAGCCAGAUCAACUCAACUUUCCCUUCCUGGAAAAGCUCGGACUGAAGAGCGUCAUCUGGCUCGCUCCUGAAGAACCGGAGCCCGGAUUUCUGGACUUUUGCGUGGAUCAAAACAUCGAGCUGCACCACUUGGGCGUGCUGUACUCGACCAAUGCAUGGGACCCGAUCACGGAAGAGGUGGUGCUGCAAGCUUUGCAUCUGCUCGUGCAACCUGCAACGUAUCCUGUGCUGGUCAUGUGUAACCUGGGCCGUCAUCGAACGGGCACCGUGGUUGGUUGCUUCCGCAAAUUGCAGCGAUGGAACCUCAGUGCGAUUCUCGAGGAAUACCGCAGAUUUGUGGGCGGACAAAAGUAUCGAAUCCUCAACGAGCAGUUUAUCGAGUUAUUUGACGAGGAGCUCGUGUUUGGCGCAAGCUAUUGA
This is a messenger RNA of Mycosarcoma maydis (corn smut), 477 nucleotides long. RefSeq lists its product as uncharacterized. The record is from RefSeq and is a predicted model, not a curated record. Gene Ontology annotation, molecular function: phosphatase activity. Bases 1 to 477 code for a protein of 158 amino acids. Gene Ontology annotation, biological process: protein dephosphorylation. Lineage: Eukaryota; Fungi; Basidiomycota; Ustilaginomycetes; Ustilaginales. The transcript has a single exon.